Molecule: messenger RNA, 3458 nt
Organism: Chanos chanos (milkfish)
Lineage: Eukaryota; Metazoa; Chordata; Actinopteri; Gonorynchiformes; Chanidae
Gene: myo19
Product: myosin XIX
Exons: 23
Coding region: 108-3086 (992 amino acids)
Biological process (GO): actin filament organization
Cellular component (GO): actin cytoskeleton; cytoplasm; myosin complex
Molecular function (GO): microfilament motor activity; ATP binding; actin filament binding
Source: RefSeq, a predicted model, not a curated record
CUCAGGAAUUUCAUGACAGGCAAACCACCAAUCCCCCACCAAUGGCGGAGACGUAGGACUUAUGGACUCUGGAAACGUGGCUACUCUAACGUCUCUUUUUAUGUAUUAUGGCAAAUGUCAAGCAAAAGCUUUUUCAGAGGAAUUGUAAUGUUCCCACAUCUAACGGAAAAGAUGGGAUUUACGCCAAAUCCGUGAAUUUUGAAAAGGGUGGACAUGGGAAGGUGAACGGGGUGAAAGAGAGGGGUCAGACACGGCGUAAGUCCCUGAAUGACUCAUUGGAGGGAGAAAUCAGAGACUUCCUGAUAAAUGAAGGAGAGCUGCACACUUAUGAUGACCUGACCAAAGUCAACCCAAUUACCCCCACCACAGUUCUGAGAUGUCUGCAGGCUCGGUACAGCGCCCGGGUCUUUUAUACCCACGCCGGCUGCACGCUGGUCGCCCUCAACCCUUUUCAACCCAUCCCUCACCUCUACUCUCUGGAUGUGAUGAGAGAAUACCACUCUGCUCCGCAGCCUCAGGAAUUCAAGCCCCACAUCUUCAUUGUUGCUGAGGAGGCGUACAGGAACGUCCAGGGUCACGUGGAGCCAGUAAACCAGUCUCUCGUGGUCAGUGGGGAGAGCGGGGCUGGCAAGACGUGGACGUCUCGUUGUUUAAUGAAAUACUACGCCACAGUGGCGGCGUCGGCGGAGCGGUGCCAGGAGACGGUGGCGAGGAUUGAGAAACGAGUGCUGGACUCCAACCCUGUCAUGGAGGCAUUUGGCAACGCCUGCACGUUACGGAAUAACAACAGCAGUCGUUUUGGAAAAUACAUCCAGCUCCAGCUAAACGGGUCCCAGGUGUUAGUCGGGGCGUCGGUUCAGACGUAUUUACUGGAGAAAACCAGAGUGACCUUCCAGGCGCCCAGUGAGCGUAAUUUCCACAUAUUCUACCAGAUGAUGAAAGGAGCGACAGAGAAACAGAGAGAGGAGUGGAAGAUGCCGCAUGACCAGACGUUUGCCUGGUUACCAAACACUGAGAAGACAUUAGAGGAGGAUAGUUUUGGAGAGACAGUGGAGGCGAUGUUCAGUCUUGGCGUUGAUGAGGUAAAACAGAGGCAGAUAUUCAGGAUUCUGGCCGGUAUCCUGCAGUUGGGGAAUGUGAAUUUCUGCCCUGCUACAGAUGAAUCUCGUCCCUGUGAACUGGACGAGGAGUCGAAAGACUUCCUGCAGAAGGCGGCAGACUUGCUGCAGGUCUGCGCUGAGGAGCUGCAGUCCUGUUUGUGUGUGAGGACCCUGCGCGCUGGGAAACAGAGCGCUCUGUUAAAACCCUGCUCUCUCUCAGAGUGUGGAGUCAGGAGAGACUGUCUGGCCAAAACCAUCUACUCACAACUGUUUGAUUGGUUGGUUUCAUUCAUCAACAACAGCAUGUGUGCAGACAACUCCAAAUGGUGCAACUUCAUAGGUCUGCUGGAUGUGUAUGGAUUUGAGUGUUUCCUGCAGAACAAUCUGGAACAGCUGUGUAUAAACUACGCCAAUGAGAAGUUGCAGCAGCACUUUGCGGCUCAUUACCUGAAGGCCCAGCAGGAGGAGUAUGUGUCUGAGGGUCUGGAGUGGUCUUUCAUCAAAUACCAGGACAACCAGGGCUGUCUGGACCUGAUCGAAGGCUCUCCCACCAGCGUCUUCUCCCUCCUCAACGAGGAGUGUCGUCUGAACAGAGCUCGCGAUGCCCAGCAGUUCCGUGUGCGUCUGGAGAAGGAGUUGUCUGACAACGGCAGUUUGAGUUGGGACAAAUUCAGCAAAAAGCCACAUUUCACCGUGGCCCACUACGCUGGUAAAGUCAGCUACCAGAUCGAGGGCAUGAUGGAAAAAAACAAGGACCCGGUCCCUCCUGAGCUGGUCCAGCUGCUGCAGCAGUCUGAAGACUCUCUCCUUCACAGCCUGUUUGCUGAUGCAGACACACGAGGCACAAACACCAGGGGACAGAAACAAGUGGUCACGGUGGUCUCCAAAUUUAAGAACUCUCUGGAGAGUCUGAUGAAGAUUCUCCACAGCACCACUCCACAUUACACCCGCUGUAUAAAGCCCAACCCAGACUGCAGCCCUCUGACCUUUAAGAGAGAGGAGGUCAUUGUGCAGCUGGAAGCCUGUGGUAUAGUGGAGACCAUUAACAUCAGUGCUGCAGGAUUUCCCAUCAGGAUCCCUUACACCAGCUUCCUCAGACGAUAUGGACUGAUCACUAAUGUUAAAAUAUCUGCAGAAUUGACCGAUUCCGGCGGAUCGGAGGACGGGGACAGGGAGGCUCUUGCCUCAGCGGUGGAGGGUGUUCUGGGUGUGGUUUUAAAAGGGCGUGUCCCUGACUCCUCGGCGCGCUCCGACGACAAAAACACGCCCAACGUCAUGGUGCAUUGUGGGAAAACCAAAGUCUUUCUGACCCACGCCAUGUUGGAACUGUUGGAGGGACAGAGAGAGAGGAUUCGCUCCGUCAGGGCCUUCUGUAUCCAGUGCAGCUGGCGCAGGUACCGGCGGCGGAAACACCGGGCCAGGACACGAGCCGUCACACUCAUACAAGCAGCGGUGAGGUCUUGGUUAGUGAGGAGGGAGGUGAAGAAAUGGCACUCGGCUGCCAUGGUCAUCCAGACCAGGUGGAGGCGCUGGAGGACACUGAUGGAUGCUUUGGCUGAAGCAGAGUUAGAUGACGCUGAGGAUCUGCAGGAGGAAGAGGAGUUGUCUGCUGAACCAGUCUUAGAUCCUGUGUUAAGGGAGAGGGGUUCAGUCCAACUGUCUGGGCUCCAGGAGCCCGUGGUGGUCCGCGGUUGGCCCCUGGGCCUGGCCAUGGCCUCUGCUCCAAAUAUCACCAUCUCACUGACGGCCAAGGGCUUCCAGAAGGUGGUGUCUCUGAUGGCCAGUCUGAGUAUACCGCUCCACAGAGGAGAGUAUAAGGUGAAGACCAACCAGUUUGACCAGGGAGUGGCUUCCAUCAGGGCUCAGCCCAGGGGCUCAGUGAAACUCCACAUGCAGAGAUCCCCCCUGCUCUAUGCUGACAUGUAUCCUGGAGACAAGUGUGAUGGAGUGACGGGUUUCAACCAGAUCCUGCUGGAAAAAACCUGAUCCUCACUGGAAUUAGAACUAUUCGUAUUCAAUUUGUUCUCAUCACAGCACAAUCAAAAUGAAUUUCUCAUCCAAAGCACUACAACUUUUCAGAAUCAAACCUGCGGAAACACAUUAGAGAAACCAAAUGAGAUUUUUCUGGUAGCUGCCUUAUUUUAAUGUAACUGAAGAGUCAGUUUUAUGUACUCUGCGAGUCUCUGGUUGAUUAAAAUGCUUGAGUGCCUUCUUUUCCAAAUAGAUGUUAACUUCAGAGUGUACUGUAGGGAUUUAUAAAUAUUUAUUUAAAAGAUGAAGACUCACUCUCUUCAGUCUUUCCAUCUGAAUUUGGACAGUGUAUUAUUGAUUUACUGACAUCUUUGUUCUCAGGUUAGG